AUGAGGACGCUACUGACCAUCCUGGCGGCGGGAUCCCUGGUCGCUCACAUCGCUGAGGACACCUCGGAUCUCCUUCAGCACGUGAAGUUCCAGUCCAGCAACUUCGAAAACAUCCUGACGUGGGACGGCAGGCCGGAGAGUGCCCCUGACGCCAUCUACAGCGUCCAGUAUAAGACGUAUGGAGAAGGAGAGUGGUUGGAAAAGGAGGGCUGCCAGCGGAUCACCCGGAAAUCCUGCAACCUUACCGUGGAGACAGGCAACCUCACUGAGCUCUACUACGCCCGGGUCACCGCCACUGACGGGACAGGCCGGUCUGCCACCAAGAUGACUGACCGCUUCAACUCACUGCAGCACACUAUCAUCAAACCACCUGAUGUGACCUGUAUCCCCAAGGUGAGAUCCAUCCAGAUGAUUGUCCAUCCCAGCUACACACCGAUCCGUGCACGGAAUGGCCACCAGCUGACCUUGGAGAACAUCUUCCAAGGCCUGCUCUACCGCUUAAAGCUGCGCAUCAACCACACCUACCAAAUGGACCUUGAAGGGAAGCAGAGAGAAUUUGAGUUUGUCGGCCUGACCCCUGACACGGAGUUCCUUGGGACCAUCAUGAUUUGUAUCCCAAACUUGUUCAAGGAGAGCGCCCCCUAUGUAUGCCAAGUGAAAACGCUGCCAGAUCGGACAUGGACCUACUCCUUCUCCAGCGCCUUCCUGUUCUCCAUGGGCUUCCUGGUCGCAGGGCUCUGCUAUCUGAGCUACAGAUACAUCACCAAGCCACCUCCACCUCCCAGCUCCCUGGAUGUCCAGCAUAUCCUGCCCUUCCAGCCUCUGCGGUUCAUCCAGGAGCACACCCUGAUCCCCAUCUUCGACCUCAGCAGCUCUGGCGGUCUGGCCCAGCCUGUCCAGUACUCCGAAGUCAAGUUCUCCGACCCCACGGAGACCCCGGGACCCCCACCGUGGCAUGGCCUGCCUGAGAUUGCCUACCUCGGGCAGCCAGACCUCCCUGUCCUCCGGCCCUCCGGAGGACCACCUCACCAGGGACUCCCCACACCGUCCUAUGCCCCCCAGGCUGCACCCGAGGGCAGGCCCCCGUCCUACGCACCUCAGGUAACCCUGGAAGGUAAACCCCCCUCCUACACCCCACAGGCUGUCUCAGAGGCCCGGCUUCCUUCCUACACCCUGCGGGCCACUCCGGACAGCUGGCCUCCUUCCUACGGGAUAUGCGGGGAAGGGUCUGGGAGAGACUCCCCACCUGUGACACGCGCUGGUCCCAAACACCUCGGAACUAAGGGGCAGCUCCAGAAAGAGGCGCCAGGUGGCAGCUGCAGCCCAGGUGGCCUUUCGCUACAGGAGGUGACCCCCUUGGCCACGGAGGACCCCCAAGAAGCAAAAUCCUUCCACCAGCAUCUAGGGGUUCACACAGACUCAGACUCUGACUCUGAUUCCAUCGGCCAAAGGGAGCCAGGAACACGAAGCUCCCUAAGGCGCCAGCUGCCCCUCCUUUCCUCUGUCCAGAUCGGGGGCCACCCCGGGGCCCUCUCUUUGCAGACUCCGUCCCUCCCGUGUUCCCCCGUGGACGAGGGUCCAAGUCGCUGGGGCCUGCUGGAGUCCCUCGUGUGUCCCAGUGACGAGGAUCCGGCGUCCAAGACGGAGGCCGAGAGCCCAGGCCUUCAGGCCCCAGACCUGCAGUCGUCCACGGAGCUGGACUCGCUGUUCCGAGGCCUGGCCCUGACCGUGCAGUGGGAGUCCUGA
This is a messenger RNA of Rangifer tarandus platyrhynchus (Svalbard reindeer), 1746 nucleotides long. The record is from the annotation of a GenBank genome assembly. NCBI's taxonomy places the organism in Eukaryota, Metazoa, Chordata, Mammalia, Artiodactyla, Cervidae.